Lacerta agilis (Sand lizard) is the source of this 465-nucleotide messenger RNA. RefSeq names its product ovomucoid-like. The record is from RefSeq and is a predicted model, not a curated record. NCBI's taxonomy places the organism in Eukaryota, Metazoa, Chordata, Lepidosauria, Squamata, Lacertidae. Gene Ontology annotation, molecular function: protein binding; serine-type endopeptidase inhibitor activity. Bases 27 to 365 code for a protein of 112 amino acids. The transcript has 4 exons.
AAUGCUCCAUGGUUCUUUAUUUAUAGAUGGGUUGCAGUGAAUUCACACAAGCGAAAGGACUCGUGCUGUGCAACAAAAGCUAUAAACCAGUCUGCGGAACAGAUGACAAGACUUAUGCCAGUAAAUGUGAUCUUUGUCGUCAAAACCUGGAAUCCAACAAAAAUGUGGGUGUGAAGUAUGAAGGUCAAUGUAUUCAGAUUCAGGACUAUUGCAAGAACUAUAGUCCAGACCAAACCUUUUGCCCCCUUAACCUAAUGCCUCACUGCGGUUCUGAUGGGAAGACCUAUGCCAACAACUGCCUUUUCUGCAUUGAUGCCCUGAAGAGCAAUGGGGCUCUGUUGCUCCAGCAUUUUGGAGAGUGCUGAGAACAUGACAGAUUUCCAAGGGACCUCUUUGCCUUAUACUCUAAUAGCAAAUGUUGCAAAAGAAGGUCUGAUUUGCCAUUAAAGAUGUCUAACCUGCAAC